This is a messenger RNA of Scylla paramamosain (green mud crab), 537 nucleotides long. RefSeq names its product lipase member K-like. The coding region runs from base 1 to 537 and encodes 178 amino acids. The transcript has 4 exons. The record is from RefSeq and is a predicted model, not a curated record. NCBI's taxonomy places the organism in Eukaryota, Metazoa, Arthropoda, Malacostraca, Decapoda, Portunidae.
AUGGGUUACUUUGAUGUACCAGCCAUGAUAGACUACAUCCUGAACAGGACUGGUCACACUAGCCUCUAUUAUAUUGGCCACAGCAUGGGAACUACCAUGUUCUUUGCUGGAAUGUCUGCUCGGCCAGAGUACAACAGCAAGGUGAAGGCCAUGUUUGCACUGGGACCCGUGGCCACCGUCAACCACAUCCUCAGCCCCAUCCGCUUCCUGGCACCACUCAGCAAAGAAAUUGAGGCGUUGUUCUUACUCCUUGGCCACCACGAGUUCCUGCCACACAACAAACUGUUUACCAAGUGGGUGGAAAAGGUCUGCAAUGUCCAGAAGUAUGCCAAACUCAUGUGUGUGAACAGCAUCUUUCUCCUCACUGGAUUUGAUCAAGCACAAUUUAACAUGACUUGGCUGCCCGUCAUCCUUGCCAACAACCCAGCGGGCACGUCUGUGAGAACUGUGGCUCACUACGCACAGGAGGUGGAAUCAGGUCAGUGGAGAUGCCAUUUUAGCUUGGUUUUCACCUCUCCUGCUCCCUUCUCACUUUAG